This is a messenger RNA of Aspergillus wentii DTO 134E9, 921 nucleotides long. Its product is annotated as PaaI family thioesterase. The transcript has 3 exons. The record is from RefSeq and is a predicted model, not a curated record. Bases 1 to 921 code for a protein of 306 amino acids. NCBI's taxonomy places the organism in Eukaryota, Fungi, Ascomycota, Eurotiomycetes, Eurotiales, Aspergillaceae.
AUGGCGCGCCCAUCCUCAACCGUUCUUCGGGAAUUCUCCGCUGCUGCCCGUCUUUUCUCUUCUGCUCCACGGUCUCGACUUUAUACGAAAGGUCUCUGGGCUGCUGGUUUGCCUCGGAAGUUUCCUACUUCGUCUUCGCCUCUCCGUCUUUAUUCCACUGAAACUGCAGAGUCUAUCCAGCCUCCCUCUCCUAAACCUCGCUCUCGUUUUCGUCGCUUCGUCGGAUUCACUUCCAUCGCUGUUGUCGCGUUCACUGCCGGCCUCCUAUACCAAACACAACGAACCGUCUCUCGAAUGAUGGCUACCGCUCUGCCCUCCGAUGAGGAAACCCUCACCGCAUUCACCCCAGCUGAUGAGAUCACUCGUGAAAUUGAAGAAUACAUCCAAAACCACCCUGUGGCCGUUGCCCUGCGGGAAGACCCCGCCUUCACCGAAUCCCGCCCCUAUAUGAAGAUCCCCGAGAACCUGCGCGUGCGCAACCUGACAGCUGGAACCCUCUCGGGCCCGGACCGCAUUGUUGUCCCACCAUUGGUGUUCGCCGAGGAUGGAGGAAAGAGUCUGGUUUCUAUUCUAUACCUGGGUUCGGACGUCUCGGGCCACCCGGGUAUUGUCCAUGGAGGUCUUCUGGCCACUCUUUUGGAUGAGGGUUUGGCCCGUUGCUGCUUCCCGGCCUUGCCCAAUGGAGUGGGUGUGACGGCAAACUUGAACAUCGACUACCGACGCCCCGCGAUGGCUGGUAAUUACGCUGUUCUGCGCGCUGAGACCACCAAGGUGGAGGGUCGCAAGGCCUGGGUUGAGGGGCGUAUUGAGACUCUGCCUGAGGAUGGAAAGGAGCCUAAGGUCCUUGUAGAGGCCAAGGCCCUUUUCAUUGAGCCCAAGCAAGCUGCGACCAUGGCCAGCCUUUACAAGGUCGCCAAUUAG